UAUUUACUCCUGAACACCUUACUUCCGGUUUUUCGGACAAAGGAGAACUUUUCAUUAAAUGAAUGCUUUUUAGCUAUGAUUGACAUUUAAUUUGAGCUUCAACGUAAAAGUUGUGAUUAUUUGAGCGAAAAAAUGGCAGAGAAUCCAGGGGCGAGUGAAAUAAUCUAUAUACAGCUCUCCAGCCCAGGAGAAUCAUUUCCUCAAGACAUCAACAAUGUGGUUAUGUCUUCAUCAAAUAUUGGGAACAUUGCUAUACCUAUUGGAACCGUGUCUCCAGAAACUGAGGACAUCACAGACCAGAUUACCGGGGAUGUCACAGGUGAAGAAAGUCCAGUCCCCUUACAAAAUGAUGGCCAGGAAUCCACGACACAGGCCCCCGGGCAGGGGUUAUCAAUCACAGAAACAAACAACAAUGCUCUCUUCACGGGAGGCGACCUAGGUGCAGUAGACCUGCCUGUUGCAGUUGCGACUAAUGUGGACCAACUGCCACAAGAGACUCCCCAGGUAGCCGAGCCCACGGUAACAGAAGAGGUAACGCAAGGUGUGAUUGGUAUAACACAUGCUGAUGGUCUUCUUAGUGUAGAUAUUCCUUUAUCAGAAGUCAUGGCUGAUCCGUCUACGACUCAAACAACUGUAGUUAAGACUGAAGCCAUUGCUGAACCAUCUACCACACAAAUGGUCGUAGUUAACACAGCAGAAGAAACGCACCCAACAAAUACAGACAUUCAUGAAAUGAGUAUCGCACCCAUUGUGACAAAUGCUGAAGUCACUCCAUCAAAUCCUCAACCGAAGAUAAUCUUAAAGACAACACAGGUGUCACCAAGCCAUGCAUCACCUGAGAAAAACGUCACCAUCCCUUCAGGGAUAAGGAUACAGACGUACCUUGAUGAUCAGGUGGCGUAUAAGAUAACAACCAGUGAUGUAACAGAGGCCAUUUCUGCCGUAAGAACCACUUCCUCCAAGGUAAACACAACAAAACCAUUCAAACCAACAACAGCAACAAGUAAACCCACUCACCAACUGGUUGUGACCUCCAUGGGUCUCGUGAGAAAGGCCCUCAUUCCAGACUCUCCCCCGGCCGAUUCUGUAGCUACAGCUCCUAAGAUAGUGUCGCCGGUCAAAGUCACCAAGAAAACAAAUUCCGUUCCAACCAUAUCAGAGAGCACAAUACAGACGUUCACAGUGACAGAGACACAUCCCACCACCGUACCACUGAUUCCAGAAAACGAGAUGAUCCCAAGUUCUCAGAUAGAACAUCUCCAGGGGGAAUCUAACAAGGGAGCGAAGGAGUCUGAUAAACAACAGGAGAGUACGGAAAACAUGGAGGUAGGCAGCUACACCACCAUAGAACCACUGAAAAAAGUGAAGGAGGAACCCAAGACUGUGGACGAGAUAGCUUCUCCAACAAGAAAGAGUUAUAGGGCACCGAAGAGGAAGGUUGUUACAGACUAUGAAGAGAUCGGCGGAGCUCAGGAAGAUGAGCCAGCACCUGUAAAGAAAAAAGCCAAGACGGUGACAGUCACGGCACCGGCUAAAAAACCCGCCAAAGGAAAGCGGGGUCGUAAGCCGAGCGCUAAGGCCGGGAAACUGACGGUGGAGGAGGUGUACAAGAGUGGAGACGACGCAGAGGAAGACGAAGAGAAUGACUUCCUGAAAGUUUGUAUGAUUAAAUGUGACUUAUGUGACAAACACUUCCUGGACAAGAAGAAGUUAGCUCUUCAUAAAAGACAGGCACAUAAGAAUAAGCGGGCCCCCCGAGGUUCGGGCAAGGAACAUAUUUGUGAAGUUUGUGGUUACGUGUUUAAAAGACGCGAACACUGGCGUCGACACAAAGAAGUUCAUCAGAGGUCAAGACCCCAUACUUGUGAGGUGUGUAACAAGACAUUCAAACGUGCUGAGCACGUUAAGCGACAUCAAAGUGUUCACUUAACAACUAAACCUUUUCCCUGUUUGGAGUGCGAAAGCGCCUUUACCAGGCCAGAUCAUCUUACAAAGCAUAUGUUACUUCACAGUGAUCCAAAAGGUUACAGACAGAGGCAGCAGGCAAAGAAGAAGAAAGGAAAGGCAGGAAGGGGGAGACCCAAGGGAAAGGGCAAUAAAAUGAUUAAGACCAUGCCUAGAGGUCGUGGAAAGGUCACAGUUCAGCUAAGAGCUACCGUCAAGUCCAAGAAUGAGGAGGAUUUUGAGUAUGGAGAUUUUGAGGAAGAGUUUCAGGAUUUAGAGACUGAUGAAGGAGAUCUUCUGUCAACUGACGAGGAGGAGGCUGGGUAUAACGAAGCUAAAGAUAGCGGGCCAUUGGAGAAGGUUUACUGAAAAGGAGCCAAUCAAAUGUCGACAAAAAACCAAACAUGCGUUUAACCUAGGAAAGGUUUACUGAAAAAGGAGCUAAUCAAUUAUCAGGAAAACAAUAUUCACAUUCAACUUAAUGUUAUAAAUUACAAGUAUCCUAGUGAGGACUCAUUUAAAAUGUUAUCAUUUAGUGAAGCUACUGUAUGUCAUAAUCAUGUUGAAAAUGAAGAGAAAGAGAUCUGAAUACAAAUAUUAUACAAUGAUGAAGUAAUUAG
Saccostrea cuccullata (small rock oyster) is the source of this 2564-nucleotide messenger RNA. RefSeq names its product transcription factor Sp4-like. The coding region runs from base 133 to 2313 and encodes 726 amino acids. Gene Ontology annotation, cellular component: nucleus. The record is from RefSeq and is a predicted model, not a curated record. Gene Ontology annotation, molecular function: DNA-binding transcription factor activity, RNA polymerase II-specific. Gene Ontology annotation, biological process: regulation of transcription by RNA polymerase II. The transcript is spliced from 2 exons. NCBI's taxonomy places the organism in Eukaryota, Metazoa, Mollusca, Bivalvia, Ostreida, Ostreidae.